Messenger RNA from Drosophila innubila, 5691 nucleotides. RefSeq lists its product as uncharacterized. The record is from RefSeq and is a predicted model, not a curated record. The transcript is spliced from 7 exons. The coding region runs from base 479 to 5590 and encodes 1703 amino acids. Gene Ontology annotation, molecular function: zinc ion binding. Gene Ontology annotation, cellular component: nucleus. NCBI's taxonomy places the organism in Eukaryota, Metazoa, Arthropoda, Insecta, Diptera, Drosophilidae.
AUCCUAAAUUUUUUUUCACGGAACUACAAUUUUAAGGCUUUAAAAUUGUUAUAUUAAGAUAGUACAAUUGAAUUUUUGAUUGAUUUAGUGUGGAGUUUAAUAGUGGCCAGAAAGCAGUCACAAUGCCAUUGUAAUUGUAACGGCAUAAAACGAUUAAACGCCGCCGCCAAGGCGGUGGCGUCGAUACUUACCUCCAAAAUGUGUCUGUGCCUUGGUCAAAACGAAAGCGUGUUACGCCAGCAGAGCAACCACAAAAACAACAACAAUAAGGCCUCAAAGAAAGCCAACGUCAACGCCAACGUCGCGUCAUCGAUCGUGAGUCGUAGAAAGAGUAAGAGAGUGGGAGAGAAAGCAGAGCACAACAUCGCUAUUCAAUGUAAAUGUGAGUGAGUGCGAGUGCGAGUGAAUGAGUGUACAAAAGUGAACGCAUAAGUGAAAGAAGCGAAACCAAUAAUAAAAAUCAACAAUAAUAAAAGAAAUGAGUGCCAACAAGCGACGACGCAGCAGCAUCAGCAGCAGCAACAACAAUUGCCAGUUGAAAGAUGAUCAGUUAAAGGCAACAAAGGAUAUGCAAGUGGUGGGUGAGGGAGGAGAGCGGCUUGAAAUGCCGCGCGUGUGUCGUUGUUGCUGCAAAGGCGAUAUGGAAUUGCUUAGUUUGUUCGAGGGCAACGAUGCGACAGCAACAAAUCACAAUCAAACGACACAAACACAUCAAUUGCCGUCUUUGUCAGUACGCCGUCACAAAACCACAACAGCCUCACAACAGCAACAAAUGGAAGAACAACAAGAACAACAACAACACAGUCAUCAGCAAGAAAAGCGCAAAUGUGAUAAUCCCGUGGACUAUGCGCUGAAUAGUGCACAUAGCAGCAUGGAUACUGUACUCGAAGAGAUGAUCAUAUGGAUGCUCAAUAUAUCAUACAACGACGGAUUGCCACAGGAGAUUUGUCGGCAAUGCAAGGCGCAGUUUAUAAUGGUGGCAAAGUUUCGACGGCGUUGUGUGCGCGUCCAGCAGCGACUCCACGAGGUCGCCCAGGACAUUGCCGAGCGGAAGGCACGGCGUCGACCCGACAAACAGCAGGAACAACAAGAGCUGCCAAAUGAGCCGGAUGAGAAGGAGGCGGAUUACAUGCAUUUGCCGGAAUCACAAUUGGAACGCAGGCGUCGACUGAAAUCUGUUCAGCCGGAUAUGGAACUAAAAGAAGCUCAGACUGAUGAGGCAGAGCAUCCGCCAGCAGCCAAAUUAAGGCGUCUCCAACUGCGAGGUGCAUCUCUGCCAGCCAACAAAAUUGAAAUUGAGACUGAAACUGAAACGGAGACAACAACAACGACAUCGAGAAGCUCGACAGAGCAGACCAAAACUAGGGAGAGAUCCCCCAACAAGAGGACUCACGAGCCUUGGAAAACGAAGGCAGCUCGGAAGCAGCUUUCUGAAACCUGGUCCUCAAGCUCGACAAGCUGCGCCUACACCACAGAUAGCCGGAACACGCCGGACGAGAUCACACAGGUUGAGACACAGCAGAAUUCUGCAAAGAGCACAGUAUCGACAUCCUUAUCCCCAUCUUCAUCCUCACCGUCGGGUCAAACGUCACCGGAGCACCUUAGCGAUAUAUCCGUAAAUCUAUGUCGUGGCUUUGGCAGCGAUGAGAAUUCCUCCUCAACAACAGUGUCCACCCUUGAAGGUCAAACGACACCAGUUUCAAAUGCCAAACUCCGAUUUCCACCCAAACACUCGGCCAACAACCAAAACAAAUCCCACAUCGUUCUCCGCCGUGGGCGACGGGCACGUCCAACGCUCAGUUACGGACCGGCUAGGCGUCCGAGGCGCGUCUUAAAAAAGACGCCGGAAAAGGAACCGAAGUUGGCUAUAGAUCCAAAAAUACCCGAACAAGAGUUGCCCAAAUACACCAGCGAACCAACGAAACAAUCCGAUGAAGCACCGAACAAGUUGGAAACCAAAACAGAGGAGGCGCCGUCCAGCAGCACGGAUGAAACCUCAGAAACCACUUUAAAUGGAAGUUCAUCAAGGGCAACAGAUGAUGACAAUACGCCAAGUGAAAAGACAACAACGAACGACGCGGAAAAGGAGUCGGAAAUGUCCAAGACGGAAAACUUAAGCGAUGCAGUGCAUCCUUCUAAGCUGGACAAUGGAUUACAGGAGGAAACCAAGUCUGUAGAUCAGGAAACAAUCGCAGCGAAUCAACAUCAGGUAGAUAAAUCGAUCGAAACAACUGUGUCCAUAUCGAAUGGACAGUUGUCAGUGGAUAAUCCAGUGCAAUUUGAAGAAUUGACGUCAUCCACGGAGCUCAAUCGACAGAUGACACCUGGAGUGACAUCCCCAGACUGCGUAGUGGAAGUGGAAGUCAGUUUGGCAAAUGAUGAUCAGCAGAAUUCCGAGCUAAUUGUGAGCAUACCACUUGACGCUCUCGAUGAUGAACUGCAGCGUAAACUCUGCAAUCCUGGAGCAGGUGAAGGUGAAGCUGAAUCAGAGGCCAAAGAUGAGGACGAUGUGAAUAACAAUGCAAACGACGAGAAUUUUUGCCAGAGUGCUACAGCAGAUAGCUUCAAUUCUGCUGUGGCACUCGAGAUCAAAGAAAUUGAAGCAGAACCAGGCGGAAGUGGAGAAGAGAAGCCAAUGGAUGACGAGAAUAUGGUGUCACUAGAACGGCUGGUGAAAUUGCCGGAUGAGCAGCACGAUGAGGUGCAAUUGCCACGUUCAACUGCAAACUCUAUGGAUUUCCUGGCCGAAUUUGAGAAGCACUGCGAGAAGACAUUGAAACUGCAGACGGUGACGGCGACGACGCCACAUGAACUGGAGCUGCAAGAGGCCAAACAGCAGAUGCAGGUGGAAAUGAACGAUGUGGAGAGCACACUGCAUGGCAUACUCAAUGAGAUGCAGGAUCAGCAUCUCUAUACGCCCGUCUGUACGCCCAUUGAUGAAUUCCUUACGCCCGCCGAUUAUGCACCACUCAACGAACCGGAAACGGAGUCGGAGACGACGCUGGCAACGCCUGCGAAUAGCAUACCAACGACCAAUCUCUAUGAGACAGAUGUGGUGCAGCAGCAGCAGCAACAACAACAGCAGCAGCAACAACAACAGGUGUUUGAUAGCAGCAGCUUUAGCAAUGAGCUGAUUGGCUUUCAAAAUGAUAUGCCCUGUUUUGAGAAUAUUGAAGCGUCUCCCGAGUCGAUGGCGGCACAGCAGAGUCUGCAGCUGGAGUUGACGCAGUUGCUCAAUGAUUUGCAGCCAGCUAGCAGUGGCAGCAGCAGCAGCAGCAACAGCAACAAUCAACAGCAGCAACAGUUGCAGUUGCAGUUGCAACCAGAGACUGUCAGCUACGAUGCACUUUAUCCAGCAGCGCCGGCAGCAACACCUGUUGCUCCCACUGCCACUGGCAACAGCUCCAGCAAGGUGAAACUCAUCCAAAUGUCGCCACAAGAGACAUUGUGGCAGGCACAAACGACAGCCCAGCAGACGACACAUUUGCAAUGGUCAACGGUGGGUGGUUUGGAGUCCAUCAAGACAAUGCCCGUUGCCGGUUUGAAUGGCAACUUGGAGAACAGCCCGGCGACAACAACAACCACGUACUACAUCAACGCCAGUGAUCUGUACCAGCAGCCAAGCAGUAAUCUCACAGGGGAUACCUAUGCUCUACUAGACAACAAUGACAAUUACGUGUUGGAGCAACAACAGCAACAACAACAACAGCAGCAGCAACAGCAGCAGCAACCUAUUAUGAUACUCAUACAGCAACCAGAGAUGCAACAGCCGGUGGCUUCUGCCAGUAAUCCACAGCAGGCGCCAUUGCACAUCACGUAUGCUCCACAAAUUGGCAAUGAAAUGCAUGCGUACCAGCCACAACAACACCAACAAUUACCUACACCAAAACAACAACAGCAGCAGCAGCAACAACGUUCGAAACAACAACAACAACAAGUACAAAAUCAUGCAGUAUUAGGUUUACCAGCAGCUGUGGCUCCGCCCACCCGAGGCAGACCGCCCAUGUUAAAGUGCCGCUUCUGUCAGAAUGGACCGCGCUUCUCCAGCAGCUUGGAAUACAGUCGCCACAUCAUUGAGCUGCAUCCGGCCGUGGCGCCCUUCACCUGUCCGCACUGCCCGCAGGCAUUUGCCGGUCGCAGCAAACGCAAUCAGCACAUCCUCAGCCAUCAUGUGGUGCAGCAAUUCCAUUGCGGCCAAUGCUCACAAAUGUUUCCCGCUCAGCGUGCUCUCGACUUGCAUUUGCAGCGAUUCCACAUGCCACUCGCCACGGACACGGCAGCGGCAACUGAUGCUGUGCGUCUGGAGGAGGUGCAACUCCAAAUUGCCACUAAGGAGCAGCAGCAGUUACAACAACAACAUCAGCCACAGUCACUGCUACAAGCAUCGUCGCAGCUGCAAACUGUUGAAUCGCUAAAAAGCACAAUGCAGACACGCAGGACGCGCAUACUUUGUUGCCCGGACUGUGAGGACUGUAGUUCGUCUCCAAUUGGACAUCAUCAUCGCAGGAUUGGACAGAACUACGAGGAGUUGAGUAAUUUGCCGACACCGCCAACAGUGUUGACACCGCCAUCAACCAUUGCCUCGUUGCCAUCGCCACAGCCACAAGCAACGCCGCACAUAACGUUGCCAUCGCCGGAGCAAUCGGAGCCGGACUCGACAACUGCAACAUUGCGACAAUUUCGCAAACGUUGCACAGCCAGUGGCAACACUACACCUAUUCCUACAACAGCAACAACAGCAGCUGCUGCAACAGCUACAACAACAUCAACAAUGCUUAUGACAGCAGCAUCUCCGUCCCCCUCAUCAUCGCCAUCAUCAUCGACUAUGGAAACGAGUGCGACAGCGACUCUGCAAAUGAGUAAACUUCGUGGUAGCCAUCAAUGUGUUCUGUGCGACAAGAGAUUCACGAAUAUCAUUGCACUGCGGAAGCAUCAACAGUUGGCCCAUGAUUCGCAGACCACCAUGCCGUGGGUUUGUUCAAUCUGUAAGCGUGGCUAUAGGAAACGCACCGAUAUGGAUAAUCAUAUGAAAUCGCACGAACCAAAGGGCAGGCCAUAUGAGUGCAAUGAGUGUUGGGUGCGAUUCCCGGAAUUUAAGCAGCUGGCAAUGCACAAGUUCACCGUACACGAGCUGAUCAAGCCGCAUACCUGCGAUGAGUGUGGUAAACAAUUUGGUACGGAGAGCGCCUUGAAGACGCACAUUAAAUUUCAUGGUGAGCGCGGUUUCCAGUGCGAAGAAUGCGACAAGUGUUUCGCACAUAUCAAAGAUUUUCGAAAACAUCGACGCACCCACAACAGUGAACUGUUUUACAAAUGCGAACACUGUCCACGAACGUUUCUACAUUUUACGAGCUUUCGCGCUCAUAUGAACACUCAUUUGCCGUUGGGUGUAUUCCUAAAUGAUAAAUCAACUGCACCGAUGCCCAUUAAAACGGAGAGUCCCGCAACGCCCGGAACAAACGAGGAAUUCCUGCCAAUGACGCCGCUGAGCCACUGCAAUGGAAACAUCAAUGAAGAAUGCCCCGGAUCCGUGGAGAUGGUGGAGAGCAGCGUGGCACAAUCGCUGGAAAUGAUUAUUGAUGCGCCAUAACAAUUAGCGCCGCUUUAUUAUAUAAUUUACAACUACCCAGGGAUGACAUCUUCCGAUUCCAAUUGCUAUACGUAGCGUUGGCUUCCAUUUUCCGACACACA